AUGGAAGCGGGGGAAGCGGGGGGAGAGGACGGCGUCUCACCGAGGUCAGCAAAGCGGAGCGGAGUGCCGCCGCCGGAGCCGGGCCCAAACCGCCGCAACCGACCCUCGCAGCGCCGGGCUCCCUUCCCCGGGGCCGUUAACGGCCCGUUACCGCCCGCACCCCCCGCUCCUCCUCCGCCGCGACCCCGCACCUGGCAGGCGGCGCGGGCCCCGCUCAGGCGGCGCGGGGCGGGGGGCGGCUCGGCAUGGCGCGGCCCCUCCGCCGCUCCGGUACCGGGCCGGGGCCGCUCCGAUCCGCUCCGGUACCGGGCCGGGGCCGCGGAGCCCAACCCGCGGCCGGAAGCGCCUCGCGCCGCCGGGCGGUCCCGGGACCGCCCCCGUCCCGUCCCGUCCUUCCCCCCCCCACCCCCCCAACCCCGUUCUCCUCCUCCUCCUCCCCCCCCCGCACGUCACGGCGGCCGCAGUGGCGUCACCGGGAGCGGCGCCGCCGUGGCGUCACCGGGGGCGGGCGCGCGCCCACCCCGCACCGGGAUCGUCCCCCCCCCGUUCCGCACCCCCCCCCCCCGCCGCGCUCUCUCCCGUUCGUGCCCCCCUCGCUCCUCGCAGCCCCAGCUCGACCCCCGGGACCGGCGGCGCACCCGGGACCCCGCGGGGCACCGGUGCUCUCCGGUUGGGCCGCGGGGACACCGGAACCUCCCCCCAGCUCCCCCCGGCCCCCGGGAUCCCCGGUGA
Messenger RNA from Passer domesticus (house sparrow), 732 nucleotides. RefSeq names its product basic proline-rich protein-like. The coding region runs from base 1 to 732 and encodes 243 amino acids. NCBI's taxonomy places the organism in Eukaryota, Metazoa, Chordata, Aves, Passeriformes, Passeridae. The record is from RefSeq and is a predicted model, not a curated record. The transcript has 2 exons.